CUCAGCGCUUCUCACCGCAGAGGAAAGGGGCAGCAUCGCCGCGGGUCUAGCGAGCAGCUGCACCCGUCCCGGUCCCGGUCCCGGUCCCGGCACACGGAGCUGCGCGGAGCUGCGCGGAGCGGUGCGGAGCGGUGCGGAGCCUCCACGCCCUCGCCGCGCCCCGCCCCGGCCCGCCCCGGCGCCCGGGCGGCCAAUGCGCGGCCGGGAGAGGCAGAGCCGGGGAAAACAUCAAACCCAACUUUCUCACCUUGAAGGGAAUCGAGCGCUCCCGAUGCUUCCCCUCCUGCCGCCCUCCCUGCCAGUCCGUCCUCAUCGGGAGGGCUCUCCGACGGCCUGGACUGCCCCUGCCAGCUGCCCCCUGCCCCCCGAGAAGGAGAGAGCCGAGUAGGGGGCACCACUGACAGCCGUCCGCCUUGGUUCCUGCUGGCUGGGGAGCCGGGCGGCGGGCAAAGGCGGUGCGGCGGGGCUCGAUGCGGCGGCCAUGGGGCGCGGGGCCCCCCUCGGACCGCGCCUGCUGCGGGCAGUGCUGCUGCUCGCCUUCUGCCGCCCCGCCGCUUGCGGCACCUGGAUGUGGCUGGGCAUCGCCGCCGCCGGCGGGCCGGAGAAGCCGGGCUGCGCCAGCCCACCGCUGAGCCGCCGGCAACAGGACCUGUGCAAGCAGAAGCCGGAGCUGGUGCCCGCCAUCCAGGAGGGAGCGCGGCUGGGGCUCCAGGAGUGCCGCAGCCAGUUCCGACACGAGCGCUGGGACUGCCGCCCACCGCCCGCAGCCCGCCGCGGACCCGCCGCCCCCGCCGCCACCUUCGGGCACCAGCUGAGCAGCGGCACGAAGGAGACCGCGUUCAUAUACGCAGUGACAUCAGCGGGCCUCGUGCAUUCGGUGACGCGAUCGUGCAGUGCAGGAAACGUGACUGAGUGCUCCUGCGACACGAACCUGCAGCACGGGGGCUCGGCCAGCGAGGGCUGGCACUGGGGAGGCUGCUCUGAUGAUAUCCACUAUGGAAUGGCCUUCAGCAGGAAGUUCCUGGAUGUGCCCACUAAGAACAUAACAGGCAAGAGUGGGAGUGGGCUGGUGGCGAUGAACCUCCACAACAACGAGGCUGGGAGACAGGCUGUAGCGAAGCUGAUGUCAGUGGACUGCCGUUGUCACGGUGUUUCUGGGUCCUGUGCUGUGAAAACCUGUUGGAAAACAAUGUCGUCCUUUGACAAGAUUGGCCGUUUUUUAAAGGAUAAGUAUGAAAACAGCAUACAGAUAUCAGACAGACUGAAAAAAAAGCUACGCAGGAAAGAGAAAAGCCAGCGAAAAAUACCAAUUGGGAAAGAGGACCUGCUGUAUGUGAACAAAUCACCAAAUUACUGUGUGGAAGACCAAAAACUGGGCAUCCCUGGGACUCAGGGAAGGGAAUGUAACCGCACCUCAGAGGGACCCGAUGGCUGCAACCUCCUCUGCUGUGGGCGUGGGUACAACACCCACGUUGUCCGGCAUGUGGAAAGGUGUGAGUGUAAGUUUGUCUGGUGCUGCUACGUGCGCUGCCGGAGGUGUGAGACCAUGACCGAUGUACACACCUGCAAAUAAGAUGAAUUACAGAAAACAAGGCCAAACCAUCCCGUGCUGUUUGGUACAUGCAACAGCAGCCCAGGCCGCAAUUGCUCUUAUUGUGUGGGAUUGCAGGGGGAUCAGCCUCAGGGGAAUAUGUAUUGCUGAAAAACGGGUAGUUCAAACAUUUGGCGUAUGAAAGAGCAACUGAGUGAACAGCAGCCUGCAUGCAGGGACAGCUAAAACAGCAAAAAAGGACUCCUGAUGACACAUUUGGACAAAUAACUCUGUGAGCAGGGACGGACACUAAACUUUCCAAGUCUGUAAUAGCCACAACAUUGUGAAGAUCCAUGUGUUUGGUAGGUACAAUGGAGAAAACUCAAGAUCUUGUUAGCCAUAGGCUGAAAAGUUAAGAGGGCGUGUAAGACACGUUAGAUAUAUUCCUUAUGUCUGUAUUUCUAAAGCUGGGACUAGAUGAAUCCACUAGGUUGUUCGUUUCUACAAACUUUAGGGGAAAAAAAAAAACCAAACCAAACAAAGAUGGGGAAAUUUUCUGCUGUUGAUCAUGAAGAAUUUGCUUUGCAACCCUUUGGAAAGCUGUCUUCUGUAUAGUAUGCAGAAAAGUGUCUGGUACUGAGAACCAAGCAUGACUGCAGAGAGCUGGGCACUGCAUGGGAGGAAGAGGAGGCUCCAUCGGCAUGGAGUGAGCUGUGUCCAGAGUAGAGGGGCUGGAGCACUGUUUGGUGAACAUGAACAAUGUACCAAAUGCCUUGGGAUUUUUUAUAGGUUGUCUUUCAAACGCACAAAGGACAGGUCUGAGGAGGGACAGAAAUACAGUUUGGUAUUUGAAGGAAAUAAAAUCAUUUGCAGGCAUUUCCUCAGCAUCUGAACACACAAUUUGCAAGUCAGCUUGUCGUCACCCCGCUGUUGGACUGCAUGUAAUAACCUGUCAUGUUCAACCAUCUAGCUGGUGGUUCACCAUCAUUUUCAUGAUUAACCAUAUGAGAUUCAGCCCAAAGAAAUCUGCCAUAAAGUGAAAGAUUUUUUAAAACAUUGCUUUCUCUCAUAGAAGCAGCAGCUAGAACUUUUCAUUAGCUUGCAACCUGCUUAAAUUCAAUGCACAAUGUAGUUUAUGGAUUGGCUCACACCACUAAAAUAUUUAAACUGUUAUUGAUAACAUUUUCUCCCCCUCCAUAUGUUGGCUCAAUUUUAGUUUACAUCUGUGAAAGGUUGUUUAUUUUUAUGCAAUGAUUUAAUGCCUAGCUUAAAAAGCAUCAUGUGAAAGGAUUUCUGUUGUUUAAAUGUGCAAAGACCUAUUUUUGAUAAGACAAGAAAGUUUAUAUUUUGUAAAUAUUUAAAUUAUGCAAGUUAUGUAAAAGGUCUCCAAAACUAAUGUGAUAAGAUUACAGCCUUUGACAUUUGUUAGUUAGGUAUUCAUUAUUAUUGUAGUAGCUUUUAAUUGAUUUUUAUUUGCAUGUGCAGGGGGAAAUUAGAGAAUUACAUAAAUGUCCUUUUUAUUACCAUCAGGGUGGUUUAUAACUCUUGCAGUUAAUACACACUAUGAUUUUCUAAAUGAAAAGUUAAUCAAUAUUCUGUAUACUUUUUUUUUAAUUAUUCUUUUAAAUCCAUUUAUCAAAGAGUGAGAUCCUGGCUGCAGUGGUAGGCACAGAAUCCCACUGACAUCAAGGGGACUUGCCAAAGUUGCAAUCCCUUCACUUGUUCCACACUAACACUCAGUUUUUAGAAAGAAAUGAUCUUAGACAGUUUGACUGAGGCUUUCAAAGUUACUUUGAGAAAUUAAUUUCCUAGUUGUCAAUUAUUUUCCAAUGAAAAGUGGUGACUAGAUUCUCUGUCACACUUUAUUGGAUGUGUAGGUCAGGAAAAUGCUAAUAAAAUCAUCUGUGUUGUGGUACUUCACUGCCUGAACAUCAGUUCAGCAACCAAGAAGUCCUUUAUCUCUGGUUGGUUUUGGACCUUCCCUCCACAUUUGGCCAGUUUUUCUCCAUUGGCCAGAUAAUUAUCCUGAGGCGAUAAAAUGUGCUGUCUGUGGGAAGGGUGCUCAGCAUGCCAGUCACUGUCACAGGAGGAUUCAAUACCCUCUUGAUGAAAACUUGGAUAGGGAGGACACAUCCUGAUGGAACACCCUGAAGAGAGGGUUGUGAGCCCCAGGUUGUUCCCAUCUUCUAGCAGUGGAAAUAAACCCACAGGCUCCACAGGCCCUGCCACAACACCUAUUGGCAGCAUGGAUGGGACAUGCUCCUGGUCACUGAUGAUGUGAUGGUGUUAUAGAGACCACCUCUCUCUGAAUCUGCCCUCGGUCAAGCUGCUGGCAGAGGUGAGCACCUUGGUGCCUGAAGUGAGGCUGCUUCUGGUGGUGCCUCCAAUUAAUUCAGUGUUGUGGUCACCACAGUUUUGUUGCACAGGGCUCCAGCAGGAAUCAGCCACUGGGAGUUCAGUGUGGAGACCAAGAUCUUCUCUUGAAGCAACCCCAAUCUGUGUCUCAAAACUACCUUAGAGUUUAUUGGACCCAAAGGUUCUUCUACACCUGAUCUGUAAAGUACGGAAAAUCACCAAUGCAUUUCUCAGUACAUUUUAACUUCUGGCAGCGUAGAAAAUGCGGGAAAAAUGGUCCCAGAGUCCUGGGCCUAAGGUGAGCUUCAGGGAUCUACCCAGGAGCAAAAUCUCAGUAGGUUGUUUCUGUGGGUUUGAAGGGGAAGGGCACUCCCGUCAGCAUUGCACUGAGACAUGGGCAGUCAUGGUGCAGCCAGUGCAGUCGGGGUGUCUCCUGCCUGCUUGGGUAGCCAGGAGGUGAGGCUACAGUACAUUUGAGAGGUCAUCUAGUUCCAAAAAAAUCUUUUUGUUCGUAAAUGUUGUUAAAAUUUUUUUCUGGUUUAUAGGGGUGGGGAAAGUAUGUUUUUUCGAAGAGUGGCAAAAGGCAACAAAGAGAAGUGGCAACACACAAGGUUUAUGAGAGCUACAGCGCUGAACAAGCAAGGUACCAGGGGUUUGAAGCUUCAAUGGCAGUGGUAGAACUCAUCUUGCCCCUGAGAUGCCAAAGAGAGCUAUUCCAUGGGAGACAGUGUCACCCGCUCUGUCCCGAGGUCAGAGCACUGAUGAGAGCAAGCGUGUGUGGUCUGAGGGGCUGCGGUCGCUCCCCCGCUGCACCAGCAUUGGGGGCUGGGAGGGGGGAGCAGAAAUGGAGCUGAGGGUGUCGUGGAAGCUGUGGCAUGAGCCCCUCUGUCUUUCACAGCUGAAACUGCUGUUUAGGUUAAGCUCCAUUGUAAUGUAUCUAUAAGUUACAUCCAUAAAACUUUUUCUGGAUAGGCAGCACCUGUAAAAGCAGUUCUGGAUGGGAUCAGGAUAUGAAUAUUGUUUUGUUGUAGCAUCAUGGCUAAAGAAUUAGUUGACAUUCAUUACAGUAAUUAUUCCACAAAACUGCCUUUAGCCCUUCCACACUCUGGAAAAGCUCUCGAGUGAGAGGGAGCGGGAGAACCAUCUGUAAGACAGCAUGUCUCCCUAGCUUUCAAAGAGGAGCCUACACAUGGCAUAUGUGGUUCAGCUACUUUUGUGGGCAUGUGGCACCAGAAUGUAUUUCAAUCACUCACUUUAAUAUGGUAGAAUUUUUUUUCCCCAGCGCUGGGACUGGAACAUCAAGGUUGUUGGCUUUGAAAUCAUCGCCUUGUGUAGCUUUGCAAUAAUAUAUCCUUUCUGGUUGAAAGUAGCUAUGUGUGUGCUUAUCUGAGCAAGGGCGAUUAAGGAAAAAAAAAUGGAAAGAAAUUCACAGUUUGAGUGGGGGAAAGGUUUUAUCUCAGUCCUGUCUGCUCACACUGCCCUUUUAUGCAUGGAACAGCUGUUCGUGAAAAGUAGCAAACCUAUGAAAAAUGCCACAAGUUCACUUUUUGAAGAAAGGAUAAUUGUAACUUAUUUUGAAUGUGAAAAUUAUGUACCCUAUUUUGAAAACAGAAAUGCUUGUGCGCUGUGUAUUUUAAGAGCAAAGUUGUGUUGUUGACUGAAGUGCUGACUUAGGCAGAGGAGUUACUGCAGAACACAGCUGGUCAUCAACUUCCCAGGCUGUGUGUGCGUUGGUAAGUGAAGAACAUGGUCUUGUCCUUGCCCAUUGGAGAUCCCUUGCCAAAGGAUGUGUGACAAAUGGAGAUUGUUUCCAUCGCUGUCAAAACGUCUCUGUGCUGGGCAGCACUUUUCAGUGAAUGACAAGUAUGUGAAAGGUACAUGCGAAGCAACCAGCGACAAUUAGCACUGGUCAUUCUGAGGAAAUGCUGUUAAAAGGAAACACAUGUUAGCUGAGGUUUCUGACAGAGCUGAGAUGCUGGAUUUCAUUGAAGGAUGAGGUCUCACAAGAUCGCAAAUUUGACUUGAGGGCAGUUCCUCAUAGAUCAAAACUGACAAGGCUAGGUCAUGUAAAGUGCUGAACAGGGAGCAACUCACUCUACUGACUGAAGUUUGUUAAAAACAUGUACAAGGAUCCUCCCACUGUGGCAGACAUCAUGCCAAACAAGGCACUGUUUGUCUAAGUCCUCUAAUGUAUUGUAGCUUUCACACAGGGUGGAAUAUCAGGGAACAUCAGAGUGGAAUAAAUGUUAUUAUUUGUUCUAGAUAACCUGCCAGAAAUGCUAAUUUUGAAUUAUUUCCUGACCGUAUUCCCAUCUGUCUUGCAGAGUUACCUGGAGUGUCCAGAUCCAGCAGUGACAGCAACAAUUAAUGUGGUACCAUAACUUUACAUCUUUCACUUCAGACAAGGGUUUGCAAUAGCAAUUUUUAGCAUUCUACACACACAAUUUUCACUGUCAAUGAAUCGGCACAGGCAGACAAUAGCUAACACUACAUAACUGAGAAACGAGGCUUCAGGCUUCACACCUGUAAGUCCAAUGAGCAUCACUAAGGAGGGCAGUAGUGGGAGUAUUCAGACUAUAAAUGGGUAACUGAGGAACAACUUUGCUCAAAGUCACUUGUAAAAACAGUGGCAGACUUAGGUCUGAAAAAAAAGAAAGAAAGAAUAGGCAGGUCUCCUUAUUACCAACAUAAUGCUUUAGCUAUGAGGUCACUGCAUUUGUUUCUCAGCCUGUGUAGCUUAUAAACCAUGGUUUGCCAUUUAGGACUGUACAGCAACUAUCCGAGUUGUGACUACUGGGCAAGUCCUGCUCCAGAACCCAGUACAGGUUUUCAAGGGCAGGUAAAAACAGUUGGCUAAAAUUGCAUUUCCUAAACCUCCUGUGGUUUGUAUUUCUGGAAGUCAAAUAUACUUCAUUUUUUUUUCCCCACACACAAAUGAUAAAUUCAUCCUGAAGAGAAUGGUGUCUGUGAAUACCACACUAAAUAAAUGCUGCAGACAAUUAAUGCUAAAA
Columba livia (rock pigeon) is the source of this 6897-nucleotide messenger RNA. It is a transcript of the gene WNT16, whose product is annotated as Wnt family member 16. Bases 482 to 1573 code for a protein of 363 amino acids. Gene Ontology annotation, biological process: canonical Wnt signaling pathway; neuron differentiation; cell fate commitment. Gene Ontology annotation, cellular component: extracellular region. NCBI's taxonomy places the organism in Eukaryota, Metazoa, Chordata, Aves, Columbiformes, Columbidae. Gene Ontology annotation, molecular function: cytokine activity; frizzled binding. The record is from RefSeq and is a predicted model, not a curated record. The transcript is spliced from 4 exons.